AUGCCGGACGGGACGCAGGCGGGCACAGCCUCGCCGCCUACAGCGUCUGUGUCACAGGAUGCGCGAACAAAAAGUGUCGUUCGCGCGGGUCCCCAGCUUAUAUCUGACCUACCUGUAGCGGAAAAAGCCGCUGCGCAGACGUACGAAGAACUGGCCGAGUGUGUAUACCAAACAAAAAACAUGGGUCGGACGCGCGGCCAUGACGACUUGACGUGCGAGUGCACUAGCAAGCAUGGUAUUGAGUAUGCGUGCACAGAUGAGGGCGGCUGUAUUAACCGCCUCACCCAAAUUGAGUGCACAAGCGAUACGUGCAAGAGCGGCGUGCUGUGCCAAAAUCAGCGAUUCCAGAAAAAAGCGUACGCGCGGGUGGAAAUUGUGGAUACAGGCAAAAAAGGAUUUGGACUGCGUGCCAAGGAGGAUAUUGCGGCCGAUGCGUUUGUGUACGAGUACAUUGGCGAGGUCAUCCAUCACGACACGUUUGUGCGUCGCAUGGAGCAAUACAAGCAGGAGCGCAUUAUGCACUUUUACUUUAUGAUGCUGCAGCGAGACGAGUACUUGGAUGCGACGAAAAAAGGCGCGCGUUCGCGCUUUAUCAACCACAGCUGCAGCCCAAACUGCUACGUGAGCAAAUGGCAUGUUGGCAAACAUGUGCGCAUGGGCAUAUUUGCCAAGCGCGCCAUUCAGCAAGACGAAGAGCUUACCUUUAAUUACAAUGUGGAUCGCUACGGCAACGACCCACAAGAGUGCUACUGCGGCGAGCCGAACUGUGUAGGUACACUGGGCGGUCGCAUCCAAACAGACCUGGUUACGAUGGACGAUUUGUUUAUUGAGGCUCUUGGCAUUGCAGACGAAGUGGCAGUAUGGCGGGCCUCGCUCCCACGGAACAAGAAGAGCGCCAUCCUGGACGAGGAUUUCCAGCCAGUGCUGCACCCAAUGCACGAAGCAGAAUGUGCGCGUGUAAUGACUGCGGUACGACAAGCAACCUCGCGCAGGCACAUUCUUCACAAGCUCCUUGCACGGAUUGCCAUGACCGACGCGGUAGGUGUGCAAAAGUCUUGUGUAAAACUGCAUGGAUUUAUGGUCAUGGCAGAAGUGCUGGACGAGUGGGCGGACGAUGCAGACAUUGUGGGACUCAGCCUCCAAUGCCUUGCAAAGUGGCCGCUUUUAGCGCGCGACAAGGUAGUCGAUUCUGGUGUGGAGAUGCAGGUGUAUCGGUUUUUGGAGCAUGCCCCAGGGGCACACAAGGAGGAAAUGCAGACUCUUGCGAAGAGCCUCGUCGAUGCAUGGAGUAAGCUUAGCUCGACGGUGCGGAUCGCACGCCGGGAGCAAGAUACCAAAGACCAGACAGAGAGUGUGGGCCCGAUCCGAUCGCUAGCUGCACGGUGGCGUACAGAAGCACAGAUCGUGCCCGAGGAAACCGUCCCUGCCUCGCUCUCCUCGCAGCUGCGUGAGUCGAUUGUCGCGUACCGCACAGCCGACGAAAAUGUGGUGCACAAGCCAGUAGAUUCCGCGCCGGUACAGCGUCCUCGCUCACCGAAAACAACUGCGCCCAAAGAGUCUAUCUCGGAGAUUAUAAGGCGCGCAAAUGAGGCCAGUGAGCAAAAACAGCGCGCGGCGCUGGAAGAGCAAGCAGCUGCACAAGCCAAAGCAGACGCCGAGGCAAAACAAGAGGAGGAAAAGGCAGAACAGCGCCGGCGGCGACGUUCGCAGCAGCAUGCGUAUCCAGAAAAGCGUGCAAGACAACCGGAAGUCGAUAUGGAAGCGCUCGAGCACCAGCUGCAGAAAUUAGUCGGCGCACUUGUCGUGAAGCAAAUGUCGAAAGCCAAGGAUGUGCUUGACCGCGAGCGCUUCAAGCGGCACGCCAAAGAGCUAACGCGCGUUCUUUGCGACAAGGAAAAACGCAAUCCCAAAGCAUGGCCGCCGCGCACCAAAGACGGCCCUGUCACCUCACUAGCGACCCUCAGCGAGGAAAAACGGGUGAAGAUGAAGCUAUUUGCACACAACUACAUCAAAAAGCUUGUCCAGCGCAAGAAGGAUUCGCCGAGCGCGAGUCAAGACACACCUGGAGAGGUGUCCAUCGCACUCUCUCUGGACGAUUCCAUGAUGGAAAAUGGCGAUAUCUCCGUAGACUACGAUCCAUAG
This is a messenger RNA of Malassezia vespertilionis, 2142 nucleotides long. It is a transcript of the gene SET2, whose product is annotated as [histone H3]-lysine(4) N-trimethyltransferase. The transcript has 2 exons. Gene Ontology annotation, cellular component: nucleus; chromatin; chromosome. The record is from RefSeq and is a predicted model, not a curated record. The coding region runs from base 1 to 2142 and encodes 713 amino acids. NCBI's taxonomy places the organism in Eukaryota, Fungi, Basidiomycota, Malasseziomycetes, Malasseziales, Malasseziaceae. Gene Ontology annotation, biological process: regulation of DNA-templated transcription. Gene Ontology annotation, molecular function: histone H3K36 methyltransferase activity; protein binding.